This is a messenger RNA of Amoebophrya sp. A120, 3008 nucleotides long. The record is from the annotation of a GenBank genome assembly. Lineage: Eukaryota; Dinophyceae; Syndiniales; Amoebophryaceae.
AGUAUUUUACUACCACCCAUAAUUAAUAAGUAUGAGUUGGCAACAGCAACACGAUCACGACCCUGACUGUGCACACGGAUUCAGCUCCCAUUGUGUUGCACCAAAAAGCUGUUGUGCGUUGGAAGGGGGAAUAAAUAGCAAGUUUUUAGUUCUUUCAUCCUAGAGGACGAGCACGAGCGUGAGCGUGUGGAGCCGUGUUGCCCCAUUCACGGAAAAAUGAAAUCAAUGGUCAAGGCCAUGAAAAAGCUGGCCGUCUCCUCCAGCGGUAGCAGCAGGAGCAUGAAAAGCACUGCGAAAAAGUCGGCGCCAGCCGCUGCUGCUUCUUCUACUUCUUCGUCCGCAGCCGCGAACAAAAUGAAGGCGAAAAUGAAAAAAAAUAAAGAACCGGAAUCGGAAGAACAAGAAGAGGAGAAGAAGGAGGAAGUUGAAAAUAACGGACGCCCGAGGAACUCGCUGGUGACAAUCCCUAACGAGGGCACGCUCGAGGAGCUAAAGGACUUGAAACAGAAGCUGAGGGGCCAGAAAAAAUCCUGGGAGAAUAGCAAAAAAGUACUAUCAAAAUGAAAAAUCCCCCCUCCCCAUAUCAAAACGGAAAUUUGUGAUGCUGAUUUGUGACCACAAACCAGCUUUGUAUUGCAGAGAGGCACUGCGGCCAGAUCCCCAGGUUUGGUAGGGGCGUAUGGGUCUAGUAGUUCAGCAUGGCAAACGGCCCCCCUUUAGGCCCAACAGCAUGACAAAUCGAUUCCAUAAUGGGGCGGAAGCUUCUGCCCUUGUCUUCUUGCAAGACGGAUGUGAUUUGUGGCCGCAAAUCCGCAACGCAAAUUUUUGGAAGCGUACCUUUUCAAUAUGGGGAGGGGGGAUUUUUCCUCUCAAUAAGUACCAUACACGCAAGAAGCGAGGGACGCCCACGACGAGCAGUGGAAGAUCAUGGAGGACGCAUUCGCAAUGGCGAAUUCCAGUGGAGAUAACACGUACAAACUCAAGCUCGACAACGAGACGCAGCUCAUCCCCGCCUCGCCGUUUUUUACGCCGAGAGGGCAGGACGGGCCGAACGAACAAGUCGCAGCUUCUACCCGGAACCGGAAAAAGACGAACAAACACUCCGACGCUACCAGUGCAACUAUCAUAGGGAAAGGUGCAGUUUGUCAUGCCAUAUUAAAUUUUUCGCAAGACUGUGUGUUUCUAACAGAGGAAAGAAUAAAGAUAAACAAAAAUCCCAAUCCGCUUUCGCAAUUUGCUCGUGACGACGAGCCUUGGUUUUCUGGCAUUUAUGACGCCAUCUCUUACAACCUGUACGUGCUUACGUGUUUGUCAAACAAGGUAAUGCUGAAUAUGGUUUUCGGGAUACGCCUUUCCCUAUAAUAAAAAUCGAAGAGGAAGAGAAAACCAAAAUGGCGUCGUGGUAUCGACUGAAAAUACGUCAGCGUCUGGAAAGUUGUAAUGCUAGAAAGUGAAUCUGAAUGCAAAUGGUAGGUGCGCUGCGCAGCCAUACGCAGCCACGCAUUACAAAUUUCCGGGCUACUUCGUCUUGCGUUUCGACUACGAAUGGCAAGCUGCGUUUUUGCAUGACAAGCAGCCGGAUCUUUUCACUCAGUCAUUUGCGCCCAUCGAGAACAGACACAGAAUCUCGAGUCUUGUCAGACAAGCAUGACAAAUUUGGCAAUCCAUCUUCCAGACCCAGACGUGUUUGCAAUGCAUAACCAGCUAGAGAGAAACUACCCUCUGACCAUAUCCCGUGUAAAAACGCCCCCACCCAAGAGUUGUCAUGCAAAAUGGCAUGUCUAAGUGAGUCUAAAGAAAUGCGUCUCAUGCGCAGGAGCUCCAUGAGGAGCGUUUUGUAAUGCUGUCUGGAAGUUCGACUUUGUGAUGCUAGAAUCAGCGUGAUAUAUAUCGAUUUGUGAUGCGGCUUUUCUAGCUAAUCCUCAGUACGCUACGAGCCCAAACUUGUCAUGCGCAGCGGUCAAAGAUUAAGUAAGGGUCUGUAGAAAAACGUCAGAAAGUCGCACCCUGACUCCGGCGUGGGGACGUUUUUAAACAGGGUAGACCACACAGCUCCUCCUUAUGGCGUCGGUCUCGCUUAUAACAUUAUCCUACAGAAAAAAUAUUGAAUACUUCCGACUAUAGUACCCCAUUUGUGUUGCAGAUGGACGCUAAAUAGACAGGAGAAAUUCUGCGAAAUAAAAUACGUCUUGACCAUGCUGCGAUGUUGAAUACUUUUUGCAUGAUCUUCGUCCGCUAGUAAUUUUCUGCAGGAUAAACCAGUACGGUGUCAGUGUACCUCGCUGUGACGAAUAUCGUGCGUGACAACGUCUCACUUUCCUUGUGCAAUAAAAACCAGAUAGCAGCUAAGCAAGGCUUUAGCUUCAUCAGAGCACAGCGAAGGCAUUUGCGUUUUUUUUUUUAAGAAAAAAUUUAAAUCACAAUCAAGCUCAAAUUCAUAUCAGCGAAGGCAAGAACACGAAUACCUUCGGGAGCUGCUGGCCGCAACACAGGAGUUGUAAGAACAAGGAGAGUGGGGAAUUGUGUACACCUGAUAGGUAUCGGAUGCACAUAUCUCUGGGUCUGGAAGACGAAGAUUGCAAGGUUUGUCAUGCAUAUCGUGGAUUACACAGGUGGACUGUAAGCAAGACAAAUUUUGAAAAAGCUUCUAUAAUUUCUCUUCCGCAUGAGAGACUUGCCUUUUGAUGUGUGGCAAGAAAUGAGCAGCUUUGGCGGUUUGAUGCAACACAGAUUUUUUGCACGAUUCAGAUUUGGCAUGACAGACUCGUCGAACUCUUCCAAUUUCAGACAUGUUUGCAAUGCAUAACAGAAGCAGUAUCCUGUGCAAAAGUCUCGCACUCCUGUAUACAUUGCAAUCUUGCAUGCCAGAUCUUUCUUUGCCGACUGAGCUUGCAUGAUAAUUCGAGGUUGUCCUGGUGAUCACCCAGCUGGUUGCUAUCAUGCAAUGUAUACUGACGGGACGCUUGUGUACGUGCAUAAGCCCUGGAACUGUACCAGUCGUGGAGUAG